Molecule: messenger RNA, 1792 nt
Organism: Phycodurus eques (leafy seadragon)
Lineage: Eukaryota; Metazoa; Chordata; Actinopteri; Syngnathiformes; Syngnathidae
Product: ATP synthase subunit beta, mitochondrial
Exons: 10
Coding region: 77-1633 (518 amino acids)
Biological process (GO): proton motive force-driven mitochondrial ATP synthesis; proton transmembrane transport
Molecular function (GO): proton-transporting ATP synthase activity, rotational mechanism; ATP hydrolysis activity; ATP binding
Source: RefSeq, a predicted model, not a curated record
CGCCACACAGCCGGUCUGCUCAGGAGUUGAUACUGAAGCUGUCCUCUGAGCGGCUUCACCUUCAACCAUUUUAACCAUGCUGGCUACCAUAGGACGAUGCAGUAACGGGCUUUUUCAGGCUUUGAAGCCCGGUGCCAACUCAUUGAAGACAUUCGGUGGUAGAAAUGUGAACCUAAAUUUGGGCAGGGGGUACGCAAGCCCUGCUGCUCAGGCAGCUCUUGGCAAUGGACGCAUCACAGCUGUGAUCGGUGCUGUCGUGGAUGUCCAGUUUGACGAAGGCCUCCCCCCCAUUCUCAAUGCGCUGGAAGUGACAGGUCGUGACAGUAGACUGGUGCUCGAGGUGGCCCAGCAUCUCGGUGAAAACACAGUCAGGACGAUCGCCAUGGAUGGCACAGAGGGUCUGAUCCGUGGGCAGAAGGUUCUCGACACCGGGGCCCCGAUCAGAAUUCCUGUGGGGCCGGAGACUUUGGGCAGGAUCAUGAAUGUCAUUGGAGAACCCAUUGAUGAACGUGGUCCAAUUAGCACCAAACAGACCGCUCCUAUCCAUGCGGAAGCCCCCGAGUUCACUGACAUGAGUGUGGAGCAGGAGAUCUUGGUCACUGGCAUUAAAGUGGUAGAUCUCCUUGCACCCUACGCCAAGGGUGGAAAAAUUGGUCUGUUUGGUGGCGCCGGCGUGGGUAAGACUGUCUUAAUCAUGGAGUUGAUCAACAACGUGGCCAAGGCUCACGGAGGCUAUUCUGUGUUCGCUGGAGUUGGAGAGCGCACCCGUGAGGGCAACGACUUGUACCAUGAAAUGAUUGAAUCUGGCGUCAUUAACCUGAAGGACACCACCUCAAAGGUUGCACUGGUGUAUGGUCAGAUGAACGAGCCACCAGGUGCUCGUGCCAGAGUCGCUCUUACUGGGCUGACUGUUGCGGAAUAUUUCCGUGAUCAAGAAGGACAGGACGUGCUUCUUUUUAUUGACAACAUCUUCAGGUUCACCCAGGCUGGAUCAGAGGUGUCUGCUCUGUUGGGUCGAAUCCCUUCUGCUGUGGGAUACCAGCCAACCUUGGCCACUGAUAUGGGUACCAUGCAGGAACGAAUUACUACCACCAAGAAAGGUUCCAUCACCUCAGUACAAGCCAUUUAUGUGCCCGCUGACGACUUGACUGAUCCCGCUCCCGCCACAACCUUUGCUCACUUGGACGCCACCACCGUGCUGUCCCGAGCCAUUGCUGAGCUGGGCAUCUACCCCGCCGUGGACCCCCUGGAUUCAACCUCCCGCAUCAUGGACCCCAACAUUGUGGGGUCUGAGCACUACGACAUCGCUCGAGGCGUACAAAAGAUUCUUCAGGACUACAAGUCAUUACAAGAUAUCAUCGCUAUUCUGGGUAUGGAUGAACUGUCUGAGGAAGACAAGCUGACUGUAGCUCGUGCUCGCAAGAUCCAGCGUUUCCUGUCCCAGCCUUUCCAGGUGGCUGAAGUCUUCACUGGCCACAUGGGGAAGCUGGUGCCUCUCAAGGAAACAAUUAAAGGAUUCCAGAGCAUUCUAGCAGGUGACUACGAUGCCUUGCCUGAACAGGCUUUCUAUAUGGUCGGUCCCAUUGAAGAAGUGGUCCAAAAGGCAGAGAAACUGGCAGAGGAACACUCUUAAAUGAUAAUGUAUGGAAGGCUCUCUGAUUUGUACAGUAUAAUUUCUAUUUGAGGAACUUCUGAUGUGUCAUGCUAAAUAUGUUGUGCUUUGCUUGUAAUGAUCUGGAAAUCUUACAAUGAGAUUAAAGAUGACAUUGUGAUACAGUAAUGCUCAUACUGU